UCCCAAAACCCUUUUUUUUUUGCCUUAUUAUUCAGCUUUGAGUAUGUUUUUUAAGAAAUUCAUGGGGGAGGAAUACGACGACGUGAAUUUGAUUGUGUUGGGAGUAAUCUCAUGGACCACAGUUUUUCUCUUAAUCGGAAAAAUCUUCUCCAAACGCUCCUUUGAGUUCUGCAACCGCAUCGUUUCUACAAUUCAUGCUAUUUUGGCUGUAACUUUAGCCUCGCUCUCUGUUGAAGAUUGGAGCUGCCCAGUUUGUCCUUUGGCUUCCACGUCUUCUCCUAAGCAGAGACAAGCUUUGGGUGUUACAGUGGCUUAUUUUAUAUAUGACUUGAUAUGCUGCCUCUUUGACCACCGAUUCAGUUUUGACAACGCUGUUCAUCACUUGGUCGGCAUCGUUGGUCUUGGGGCUGGCCUUGCCUUUCGAAAGUGUGGAUCAGAACAAGUUGCGGCAUUAUUCAUAACGGAAAUCUCAAGUCCUCUCCUCCACGCCAGGGAGCUAUUUAAAGAACUCGGUUACAGAGACACUGGCCUCAAUUUAGCAGCAGAUAUCAUAUUCGCUGUAAUAUUUUCGGUGGCAAGGAUGGUGGGUGGACCCUAUCUCACAUUCCUCACACUAUCGGCUAAUAAUCCUAUACUUAUCAAGGCAACGGCCGUAGGAUUGCAGUUAGUGAGUACUUUCUGGUUCUACAAGAUUGUAAAGAUGGUGAAAUACAAGCUUACUAAAACAAGAAAGUGAGCCCUGAUUCUACUUCUCUGCAAAUUGGAAAAUUGGACUAAGCCAGUGUUAAAUACUAUACUUGGAUGCAUUAUCAUCUUCACGUGUUAAAGCAUCCUGCAUAAACAUGCAGGAUUUAUUGAAAGAUUUGGCUUUUAUAACUAAUAAAGAUUACGGUUACAGUAAA
Hibiscus syriacus is the source of this 902-nucleotide messenger RNA. RefSeq lists its product as uncharacterized. Gene Ontology annotation, cellular component: membrane. The record is from RefSeq and is a predicted model, not a curated record. NCBI's taxonomy places the organism in Eukaryota, Viridiplantae, Streptophyta, Magnoliopsida, Malvales, Malvaceae. The coding region runs from base 44 to 736 and encodes 230 amino acids. The transcript is spliced from 4 exons.